UUCUUAAUUUCUGAUGUUAUAUUUAACCUCACAUCUUUGAGAUGCAAACAGCAAAAAUGUUCAAAUAUGAUUCAUUCAACGAUUGAGAAGAUAAUACAGCAAAGGAUAAAUAAACCAAGUAUAAUGUCCGCUAAUGGUGACACAUCUCAUAUACGGUUUCUUGACAUUUUAAUCCAUUCAUUUCGUAACGAAAAAUUCACGAAAAAGGAAAUCAUGGACCAUAUAAUUACAAUGAUAGGAGCGUCUUCAGAUACUACCGCUGCUGCGUUGAAUUUUGUGAUCAUUAUGUUAGCAAAUUUCUCAGAAAUACAAGAAAAAGCGUAUAAAGAACUAUUGGGAAUUUAUGGCACGGAAACUCCAAAGCUUGCAUCAGUUAAAUUUGAGGAUCUACAACAUAUGCUUUACUUGGAUUGUAUUAUUAAAGAAACUUUAAGACUUUUCCCUGUUAUCCCUAUGAUUGGACGAAAACUGACGGAAGACUUAAAAAUAGGAGAAUUUGUUUUACCGAAAGAUGCAGAUGUUCUUAUAUCACUUAUGCAAAUGCACCGAAAUGGAAAAUAUUGGCCGAAUCCAUUGAUGUUUGACCCGGAUAGAUUUCUUCCAGAAAAAACAAAUUGUAUAUCAUAUUAUUACAUGCCUUUUAGUGAUGGACCAAGAAAUUGCAUAGGUUUGAAAUACGCAAUGAUAUCUAUGAAAGUUAUUUUAGCAACGUUGAUAAGAACGUUCGUAUUUAAACUAAAUCAAAGCAUUGAGAUAGACAAAAUCAAACUCAAUUCGGCUGUAGUAUUAUCUACAGUUGAACCUUUCAAGAUUAAAAUUGAAAAACGGUAUCUCUAAAUAAUACACAAAUGAAUAAUACUA
Mycetomoellerius zeteki is the source of this 861-nucleotide messenger RNA. RefSeq names its product cytochrome P450 4g15-like. Gene Ontology annotation, molecular function: monooxygenase activity; heme binding; iron ion binding. The record is from RefSeq and is a predicted model, not a curated record. The coding region runs from base 67 to 837 and encodes 256 amino acids. The transcript is spliced from 7 exons. Lineage: Eukaryota; Metazoa; Arthropoda; Insecta; Hymenoptera; Formicidae.